CCUUCAUUGUGUUUUUUUUCUUCUUCUUCUUCUCGAAAUGAUUUUGGGAAAAAGGAGCCUGGCUGAGAUGCAGGAGAGUUACGGCAGCAGCCUCGGGGCAGAGCUCUGAGAUCCUCUCGGCACCACACACACACACACACACACACACACACACACACACACACACACACACCUCUGCCAAUCAAAGACACAACGACCACAGAGACACACUGAGACAGAGAGGAAGACAAGACAGACACAAAGCGAGAGAGGGAGUCUGAGGAGAGGGAAGACUUGGUGCUUGGACCAUUUGGACUGGAUCAUUCUGACAGAGACAAACAGAGCAAGACAGAGAGAGUGGUAAUCUGAGGACGUAAAAGACUUGUGCUUGGACAAUUCAGAGAGAGACGGACAGAGAAAGACAGAGAGAGAGCGAGAGAGUCUGAGGAGACAGAAGACUGUGCUUGGACCAUUGGACUGGUUUGGAUCAAACUGACUGUCCUCAUUCACUGACUGAGAGUACUCUGAGGGACUAAGUGCUUCUCCAAACUUAGACGUUAUGGCAGCUGUGCGAGGAUCCUGGCUGCUGUGGUGCAGCUCUCUGCUGUUCUGGUUCUCUCUCUCUCACCGGUCAGCCGGCUGGCCGUCCUCACCGCAGAAGCGGCAGGUCGGCCUCCGCCCCCAGAUGGCCUCCCACGGGUCCGCCGGCGGUGGUGGCCGGCACAACCUGUCGGAGAGCGCCGAGAGCAAGGUGGCGCGCCUGGGCCAGACGUUCAAGCGCAGCGUGCGGGAGCUUCGCGAACGGAGCGGCGCCCGGCUGGACCUGGUCUUCCUGGUGGAUGAGUCGUCGAGCGUGGGCCCCACCAACUUCCGCAGCGAGCUGCGCUUCGUGCGCAAGCUGCUCUCGGACUUCCCGGUGGCGCCGGAGGACACGCGCGUGGCCCUGGUCACCUUCUCGUCCAAGAGCCACGUGGUGACGCGCGUGGACCACAUCUCGGCGCCGCGCGCCCACCAGCACAAGUGCUCGCUCUUCAACCAGGAGAUCCCCGCCAUCACCUACCGCGGCGGAGGCACCUACACCAAGGGGGCGUUCCAGAGGGCAGCGCAAAUCUUGCAAAACUCGAGACGGAACGCAACCAAGGUCAUCUUCCUCAUCACGGAUGGAUACUCCAACGGCGGGGACCCGAGGCCCGUGGCGGCGGCGCUCCGGUCGGGCGGAGUCGAGAUAUUCACCCUGGGCAUCUGGCAGGGCAACAUCCGAGAGCUUCACGACAUGGCCUCCUACCCCAAAGACCAGCACUGCUACCUCGUGCACAACUUUGCAGAGUUUGAGGCUCUCGCUCGGCGGGCUCUACACGAAGACCUGCCCACUGGAGACUACAUCCAGGAGGACCUGUCUCUCUGCUCCUCCCUGUGUGAGGCUGGACUCGACUGCUGCGACCUGAUGGCCAGCUGCAGGUGUGGCACGCACACGGGCCAGUACGACUGCGUCUGCGAGAAGGGCCACUUCGGGAAGGGCCUGCAGCACGAGUGCACAGCUUGUCCAUCUGGGACAUUCAAGCCAGAGGCAGCACCUGGAGGCCAAAGCACUUGUAUGUCCUGCCCAGACCAACACCAUACCUCCCGGCCAGGCAGCACCGCCCUGAGUGACUGUGUGUGUCAGGAGGGCUAUAAGGCUUCAGGCAAGACCUGUGAAGUGGUCCACUGUCCAGAGCUGUCUCCCCCGGAAAAUGGCUUCUUCGUCCAGGGCACGUGUAAUAACCAGUUCAACGCCGCCUGUGGAGUGCGCUGCAAGCCUGGCCUGGAGCUGCAGGGCAGCGGCAUCCGUCUGUGCCAGCCUGGUGGCACCUGGUCCGGGGCGGAGGCCAGCUGCAGGGUGCGCUCAUGUCCCAAACUCUCAGCACCGCCUCAUGGCCAGGUGAACUGCACCGAAGGUGGCACCCCCCCCAGGGUGAGGUGUGAGGUGCGCUGUGCCAAGGGGUACCGGCUGGUGGGCAAUGCCAGGCUGACCUGCCAGAGCAACUCCCAGUGGAAUGGUGCCCUGCCACGGUGUGUGGAGGUCCGGUGCCAUCCCAUUGUCCCACCCAAACAUGUCCUUCUGUCGCCCCCUGCCUGCGGAGUAAGAGAGCUGAGGAGUGGGGCCUCCUGCAGACUGAGCUGUCGUCAGGGUUACCGUCUCCUUGGUGAACCACUCGUGCGAUGCCUGGCCACAGGGGAGUGGACUCAAAACCUGCAUAAAGCAGCAUGUGUAGAUUCCGAGCCGCCAUGGAUCCAGUGCCCCGAGGAUGUCGCCACGGAGACCAGAAAGCACCAGGGAUUGGCCAAUGUCAGCUGGAGCCAGCCAAUGGCAGGAGACAGCUCAGGAGAGGAGGUCACAGUGCAGGUGACACCCGUCUUAAACCCACUUCAGCUCUUUCCCAUCGGAACGGCAGUGAUCACCUACACAGCCGCCGACCGCUCCGGGAACAAGGCCAACUGCUCUUUCACAGUCACUGUUAUUGAUACCGAGCCACCGAUGAUCGACAAGUGCCGGUCUCCGCCCACAGUGGAGGCGACAGGCUCGGAGACUGCCGUCGUCUGGGAAGAACCGCAGUUUUCCGACAACUCAGGAGCUCGACUUAACAUCUCCAGAACUCACACCCCUGGCACCGUAUUCCCUGAUGGUGAAACCUCGGUAUUCUACACCGCCACGGACUCCUCCGGCAACAACCGCACCUGUGAACUCGUCAUCACUGUUCAAGGGAAGAAGUGUGUGCAGCCAUACGUCCCAGAGAAUGCAGACUUCACCUGCGUUGAGAAGGCGGGCGGGGUGAACUGCACCCUACGCUGCAGGGAGGGCUACAGCUUUACCCAGGAUGCAGUGCACAGCUACUUCUGCGUUAACAACGGGGUCUGGCUGCCACCCCGUACCCCAGACCGGCCGGACUGCUCCUUGAACAGAGUGGCCAACAAUGGCCUGAAGCCGUUUGAGAUGCUCUUCAAAGCCUCCAGGUGUGACGACCAGGACAUGCUCAAGUCUUUCAGAGGAGAGUUUAACACUGCCCUGAAAGACAUGAUCCCAUCAUUAUGCGGUGUUGAUGAUAUUGCCUGCAAGCUGGAGGUGAUGUCACAGGGCCAGUGUCUGGAGUAUGACUAUUAUGAAAAUGGUUUUGCAAUAGGCCCCGGGGGUUGGAGUAAUAACUGGGGGUCUCAGGAUGGGCAGGACUACGCCUACUUCGACUCCGGGUUUGCCACAGACAGCCAGGGCCCCCCCAUGCAGGGCGACGCGCCGGCCCACCGCAGCAGUUACCCCCUGAGAGCCAAGAGACACCGCAAGAUCGCCGGGCCCAGCCGGGACCAGAAGAUCCAAAUCAACUUCAACAUCACAGCAAGCAUCCCGCUGCCCUUGCGACGGAACGACUCGAUGGAGGUGGUCAAUCAGCGGCGGCUGCUGCGGGCGCUGGAGCAGCUCACCAACCGUCUGAAGCGGACGCUGAGCAAGCAGCCCUUCACCUCCUUCCACGUGUCCUCCGAGAUGAUCGUGGCCGACCCCAAGUCCCUGGAGAGCAAGCGGGCCGCCCUCUACUGCCGCCCGGGGUCUGUGCUCAAGGGCCGCAUGUGUGUCCAGUGUCCCCUGGGCACGUACUUCUCGCUGGAGUACGGCGAGUGUGAGAGCUGCUGGAUCGGCUCCUUCCAGGACGAGGAGGGCCAGAUGGAGUGCAAGCCCUGCCCGGCCGGCUUCUCCAGCGCGUACCUGCACUCCCGCAGCCAGGCAGAGUGCAAAGAGCAGUGUAAGCCUGGCAGCUCCUCUGUCACCGGGCUGGAGACGUGCGAGUCGUGUCCGUUGGGCGAGUACCAGCCCGAGUUCGGCUCCCGCCUUUGCCUCGAGUGCCCCGAGGACACCUCCACCGUCAUCAGAGGGGCCCAGGACGUGAACGAGUGCGGAGUGCCCUGCUCUGCGGGUCACUUCUCCCGCACGGGCCUGGUGCCGUGUUACCCCUGUCCGCACGACUACUACCAGCCCGAGGAGGGCCGCUCCUACUGCCUCUCCUGCCCCUUCUACGGCACCACCACGGUCAACGGAGCCACGGCCAUCCAGCAGUGCUCCAGUUUUGGGUCCAGUUUCUUGCCGAAGGAGGAGAGUGUGACGUCAGCCCCUGAGGUGGACGAGAGGACAGACUACCAGGCCAGCAGUCAGGUGUUCCACGAGUGUUUCCUGAGCCCGUGUCAAAACAAAGGCAUAUGCGAGGAGGUAGGGGUGGGCUACGUCUGCACCUGCCAACCAGGAUUCACAGGGGCGAAGUGCGAGAGCGACAUUGACGAAUGCGAGUCCGAGCCCUGCCAGAACGGCGGGCACUGCCGCGACGGCAUGGGAGACUUCCUCUGCCAGUGCCAGCCUGGCUUCGUAGGUUCGCUGUGCGAGGCGGAGGUGAAUGAGUGCAGCUCCUCGCCCUGCCUGAGCGGGGGCACCUGCGUGGACAAGGUCAACUACUUCACCUGCAGCUGCACUGAUGGAUACACAGGCGCUCAUUGCGAGCUGGAGAUUAAUGAGUGUGCCUCCAGCCCGUGUCAGAAUGGCGGUGCGUGCGAGGAUCUGGUGGGGGAGUACGUCUGCGCCUGCAUUCGAGGUUUCACUGGAGACAACUGUGAGGUCAACAUCAAUGAGUGUGAGAGCGCCCCCUGUCUGAAUGGUGGUACCUGUGUAGAUGAAGUCAAUAACUUCAGGUGUGAGUGCGCCACCGGGUACACGGGGCAGCUCUGCGAAGUGGACGUGGACGAGUGUGACCCCAACCCGUGCGAGAACGGAGCCACCUGCGUGGACGGCCCCGGUUCCUACACCUGCAGAUGCCCCCCUGGGUUCAACGGAACCAGGUGUGAGACAGAAAUGUCCUCCUCCUUCAACCUGGACUUCGAGGUGUCUGGUAUCCACGGAUUUGUGAUGAUUGAUGGGCUCAUGCCGUCCUUGCGUGCGAUCACCUGCACAUUCUGGAUGAGGUCGUCGGACACGAUCAACUACGGGACGCCAGUCUCCUACGCCGUGGAGGGCAGUGACAAUGCCUUCCUGCUCAUCGACUACAAUGGAUGGGUGCUGUAUGUUAAUGGAAGGGAGCGCAUCACAGACUGCCCGGCGGUGAACGAUGGUCUCUGGCACCACAUCGGUGUGUCGUGGCGCAGCGAGGAUGGAGACUGGCGCGUUUACAUUGACGGCAGCCCUUCUGACGGCGGGAAGGGGCUGUCUAUGGGCAGCAUCAUCCCAGGUGGAGGUGUUCUGGUGCUAGGACAAGACCAGGACCAGAGGGGCGAGGGUUUUAACCCCGUGGAGUCUUUCGUGGGCUCCCUGAGUCAGCUCCACAUCUGGAAUAAAGUUCUCUCGUCACAGCAAAUCAGAGCUUUGGCCAAUGGCUGCCCAGGAGAUCUCAGCAGAGGAAACGUGUUUUCCUGGCCAGACUUCCUGCAGGGGGUCACAGGGAGGGUCAAGAUCAACCCCAACUGCGUCUUCUGUUCGGACUGCCCCCUGCUGGAGAAGGCGGUGCCUCACUUGCGUGCCUCCAACCCAGCCGUCAGCCCUGGCUCCCAGGUGCAGCUCUCCUGCGAUCCUGGCUUCUACCUGGUGGGGGAGCCGCUGCAGCAGUGUCUGAACAAGGGCGAGUGGAGCCGCAACUUGCCACGCUGUGAAAGGGUGAACUGUGGCGCCCCUCCUGCGCUGGAGCAUGGCACGUUCCAGGGCACAGACUUCUACGUAGGGAGCUCAGUGACCUACCAGUGCAAGCUGGGCUUCUACCUGCUGGGGGAGGCCAAGAUGCUCUGCGCCAACAGCGGGAAGUGGACGGGCAACCCACCUGCUUGUCUGGAUGUUGACGAGUGCGCGCUCGGCUCGGACUGUGACGCGCACGCCAGCUGUCAGAACACGGACGGCUCCCACAUCUGCAUCUGCAUCUACCCCUACAGCGGAGACGGGAGGAACUGCACAGAGCCAGUGAAAUGUAAGGACCCAGGCUCUCCAGAGUUUGGCCACCGUGACGGCAGCAUCUACAUCCUGGGCAGUCUGGUGCUGUUCAGCUGUGAGGUGGGCUACGAGCUGGUGGGCUCCAACCAGGUCACGUGCUCCGAGGACGGGAACUGGGACGGCCACUUUCCAUACUGCAGAGCCCUCUCCUGUAGACCUCCCGCUGUUCCAGAGGAUGGAAGCUUGAAGGGGACAAACUUCACGUUCGGAAGCAAGGUGACUUUCAGCUGCAACGAGGGGUAUUUGCCGCGAGAGCCAGUGGAGAGCCAGUGUUUGUCCACUCUGAGAUGGAGCAGGGCGCCCCCUGUCUGUACGCCCGUGACCUGCGGUGAACCCCCUGCUGUAGACAAAGCUGACUUCACCUUCAGUGGGAAAGAGUACCUGUCCUCUGUGACGUACACCUGUAGAGAGGGGUACAGGCUGCAGGGUCCUGCCGAACUGCAAUGCGAGGCGACUGGACAGUGGGCAUCACCUGCCCCUGUGUGUGCCCGAGUCAACUGUGGGACCCCUCCCCCUUUGCGGGACGCCGUGAUCACCGGGGAAAACUUCACCCUGGGCAGCCAGGUGCACUAUGUGUGCAAAGAGGGAUACACACUUCUCGGAGAGGAGACGAGGGAGUGUCUUCCGAUUGGCCAGUGGAGUCAGAGCUCCUCCCAGUGUGCCCCCCGCAGCUGUGGGCCCCCUCCCCCUGUGGACCACGCCUUACCCGAAGCAGGGCACCAGCUUUUUGGCGACACGGCCAUCUAUUUCUGCACUGAUGGUUACAUAACUGGCAACAACACCAAGAUGCUGUGUAACUCUCAGGGUGAUUGGGCGCCCCCUGAAGGCCAGGAGGCGCCACACUGCAUUGCCAACUUCUGCCAGAGACCGCCCAAGUUGCCGCACGCCAUCUUGGAUGCCAUGAACAAACCCAAGUAUGCCAGCAACACCGAGGUGAGCUACAAAUGUGAGGAGGGGUUCAUGCUCAACACCACCGCCACCCUGAAGUGCAUUCUGGGAGGCGAGUGGGUGCCCUCACCUCUCGAGGUUGGCUGUGUGCCCGUCCGCUGCUCCAAGCCGGAGGAGAUUGAGAGGGGGUCAUUCAGCGGGACGGACUACAGCUUUGGAGCCAUGGUUGCCUACACUUGUGUGACAGGAUAUUUCAUUCGGGGAGAGAAGAGGAGGACCUGCAGUGCCAAUGGGGAGUGGGGUGGGAUCCUGCCAGCCUGCCAGCCGGUAACAUGCUCCUACCCUCCUUCACUUGCAAAUGGUUUCAUCAAGAGCCCUCAGAAGAGAAGUACGUACGUCUUUAACAGUAAGGUCACCUACGCCUGCAGCGCUGGAUACAGCCUGAAGGGGAAGGGAGAGCGCGUGUGCCAAGCCAAUCGGCAGUGGUCUAAUAAUGAUCUUCCAUCCUGUGUGCUCCUGACGUGUGAGCGCCCUCCAGACAUCAAGCAAGGACACUACAAAGGCUCUACUUUCCAGAUGGGCAGCAAGGUGGAGUACACCUGCAGUGAAGGCUAUGAGCUAACCGGCGAUGCCAUCUGGACCUGCACAAAGUAUGGGAGGUGGGACAAGACCAGGGCUCCCCGAUGCUCCCCAGUCCAGUGCCCCGAACCUCCUCUAGAGGAGAACCACCUGGUCCUGAAGAACCUGGACUCAGACACAGGAACCAUAGAACUGUCCUGUGAGGAAGGCUACACGCUGCGUGGCGCCCGCACACUCCGCUGCACUCCAUCUCACGAGUGGAAUGACUCGUUUCCCGUCUGUGAGCAGGUCUCUUGUGGGCCGCCCCCAGACGUGCCCUUCGGGGAUCGGUCCUCCGCCACCCCCUCACACUUUGGCAGCGUGGUCACCUACUCCUGCAUGGAUGGGUUCAACCUGAGGAAAGGAGCCUCGGUGGUCUGCCAGGCUGACGGACGGUGGAGCGCCCCGACGCCAGAGUGCAGCCCAGUGGAGUGCCCUCAGCCGGAGGAGAUCCCCAACAGCAUUGUGGACAUGCAGGGACUCAUGUAUCUGAGUACGGCCGUCUACAGCUGCAAACCUGGUUACAACCUUGCGGGCAAUGCCACAGUCAUUUGUGGGCAGAGCGGACUCUGGAUUGGCGGAGUGCCAGCCUGUCACCCCAUUGAGUGCCCUGCACCGAAGGAUAUUGCCAAUGGCAAGGUGUCCUAUGCCCAACUCCAGUUCAGUCGGUCUGUCACCUACUCCUGUCAGCAGGGAUAUCAUCUACAAGGCGCAGAAACACUCACAUGCCUUGAAACUGGUGAAUGGGACCAGGAAGCACCCACCUGUCAACAGGUAUACUGUACCCUUCCCAAGCCAAUCAACAAUGGCUUUGUUGAAGGACUGGACCACAAGUUUGGGGUAACCAUCUUCUAUAGCUGUUUCCCUGGCUUCCAGCUAGUUGGUCAGAACCACCUCACCUGUGAAGAGCGUGGAUGGUCCAGUGCUGUACCUGCCUGUGUAGCAACUGACUGUGGUCUGCCCCCUCACAUUGACUUCGGCGACUACAAGAAGCUGAUGGACCCAAAUUCUGAACUGGCAGGAGAAGGGAACCAGGACGGCAAGCUCACAGACGGAACCUCGCUGGCUGACAUGAGCUACCUGCAUGGGGUCACCAUCAUUUAUCGCUGCCACACUGGCUACGAGAUGUCAGGGGUGGUUGUGCUCGUCUGUCAGGAGGAUGGCACCUGGAAUGGCACAGCCCCCGCAUGCAUCCCUGCUGAGUGUAGUGUACCCCCGAGCCCGGAGCAUGGAUCUGUCACCUUAACGGACACAGCUCUGGGCAGCCUGGUGGAGUACAGCUGUGAGGAGGGCUAUGAGCUGGAGGGCCAGACGGUGCGGCAGUGUGUCUCUGGCCGGCAGUGGAGUGAUACGCCACCGGUCUGUAGGCUGGUCUCUUGUGGGAACCCAGGGGACGUCAGUGGCGGCACGGUCACAGUCACAGCGGGGUAUUCUUACUCUUACUUGUCAGUAAUCCAAUACGAGUGCCAUUCUGGAUACAUCCUGCAGGGCGGCGCUACCAGGACAUGCCAAGCUGACGGAAAGUGGGAUGAUAAAGAGCCGCAGUGUGCGGCUGUGUCCUGCGGGGCGCCUCUCAUCCCGAGUGACGUCAUCGUAAAGGGAAAGGAUUACACAUACAGCAAAAAGCUGGAGUUCAGCUGUAAGCCUGGUUUCAUGCUAAAGGGAACGCCUUUUACCACCUGUCUGGCAAAUGGCACCUGGGGUCAAGCCACCCCAGCAUGCUUCCCUGCAGACUGUGGGCAGCCUCCAUCUAUCGCUAAUGGUCGGGUCACAGGAAAUGACUAUGGCUAUCUGAGUGAGGUGAGAUAUGAGUGCAAUGAGGGUUACACUUUGACAGGAAGUUCUGUACGGGUGUGCAGGGAUGAUGCAUUGUGGGACAGGUCUCCACCUCGAUGCAACAUAGUCACAUGUGACCCACCUGAGGAUAUCAGCCAUGGAUACCUCAAUGGAUCCAGUUUCAAUUUUGAGGAUGUGGUUGAGUAUGUUUGUUUCCAAGGAUAUCAGGUAGUGGGCAACCCAUUCUUGCGCUGUGGGACGAACGGCUUUUGGGUCGGAUCAGUACCAGAAUGCCGUCCCUGCGUCUGCAACCCACCGGUUCUGAAGUCUGGAGCUGUGCUGGGUCGGGACCACAACUGUGGGGAGCGGGUGCGGUACCACUGUGACGACGGCUACAGGACUCUGGGGCCCUCGGAGGCUGUGUGUGAGAAAGGUGGAAUCUGGAGUCCCGGGGUGCCCAUCUGCUCUCGGGGGCGAUGCCCUCCCACGCCACCCGAUGUCCCUAACGCUGUCCUGCAGGGCGGGAGUGCCAUCCCCCCUGAGACUCUCACCUACGCGUGCAGGCCGGGCUAUCAACUCAGAGGCUUUCCGCACAUUACGUGUGACCGGGGCAAGUGGACAGAACCUCGCCUCUCUUGUGAGCCAGUGUCCUGCGGAACGCCUCCAUACAUCCCAAACACCAAGACUGUGGGAGAUGCGUUCACUUUUGGAAGCCAUGUACAGUACAGGUGUUCAGAUGGCUUUGAGUUGGCCACACAGACAAACACCCUCUCCUGUCAGAGCGAUGCCACCUGGUCUAAGCACAGUGUCCGUUGCCGGCCAGUGCCUUGUCACUUCCCUGUCAACCUCACCCACCUGGUGGCUACAGGGGAACAUCCAACCCCCAUAGGAGGCACUGUCACCCUGUCCUGCAAGACCGGAUUCUACCUGGAGGGGCCAAGGGUCUCCAAGUGUGAACUUGGUGGGAUCUGGUCUCCCGGUUUCUCCACCAACUCCUGCCUGUCUGUCACCUGUGGAGAGCCCCCUCUUAUUCUCCAUGGAAACGCUGAGGGCAAAGGUCAUGACUAUGGGGGCAUGGUUAUAUACAGCUGUCUCCCAGGUUUCAUAAUCAAGGGGGACUCUGUGCUGACGUGCCACAGGGACAGAACGUGGAGCGGGAACACUCCCGAGUGUGUUGCUGUCUCAUGUGGAAAGCCCCCAGAGGUGGAGGGAGCGGCUCCGUUCAUGACGGGUGACACGUUUGAAAGUACCGUCAGCUAUGAAUGCCAUCCAGGGCUACGCUUAGUUGGCCCCAAGAACCUAACCUGUUUAUUUGAUGGCAAAUGGAGCUUCCCCAUACCAUCAUGUGAAGCUGGCCUUGAGAGCUGUGAGGGACCGCAGGAGCUGUUGAACGGGAGGGUGCUGGAGCAUAGCCUGGCCAGCGGCCGUGCUCUGGGCUUCCGCUGCGAUAAAGGCUUUGACCUGCAGGGGGAGCCGCUGGUGGUUUGCAUGGGAAACGGCUCCUGGAGCGCCCCCUUCCCCAGCUGCACACCCAGGUCCUGUCCCCCUCCCCCGGGCUGGGCCGUCAGCAGUGCCAACACUUCACAGGUGGGCUUCCUGGUAGGCCAGACUGUGCCAGUCACCUGUCCAAAGGGCCAGCAGGCCAAGGGCACAGCCACGCUCAUCUGCAGGGCUGACCAGACAUGGAGCCCCAUCAGUGCAGCCUGUGAGAGGGUGUCCUGUGGCCCCCCUCUCCACGUGGCCAAUGGGGUGGUGCGGGGGGCGGUCUUCCAGUUUGGGGACAUGGCGGUGUACUCGUGCUUCGGCGGGUACGCCAUGGAGGGCCCCAGCCGGAGCGUGUGCCUGGAGAACGGGACCUGGACCCACCCCCCCGCCUGCCGAGCUAUAUGUUGGCUCCACUGCCAGAACGGAGGUGUGUGCCAGAGGCCCAACACCUGUGCCUGUCCGGAGGGAUGGAUGGGGCGACUCUGUGAAGAGCCCAUCUGUAUUCUUCCCUGUCUGAAUGGGGGGCGCUGUGUGGCUCCUUACCAGUGCGAGUGUCUCGCAGGAUGGACAGGCACCCGCUGCCACACAGCUGUCUGUUCCUCCCCGUGUCUGAAUGGAGGGAGGUGCAUCCGACCGAACAGGUGUCAAUGCAGUACGGGCUGGGGUGGACAUGUCUGCUCCAGGAAAAGGAAAUCAGGAUAUUUUCAUUUUUAAAGAUGCCACUCGCCGUGAUUGACAUCUUGACAUCCUCAGCCAGAAUCAUUUUGGGACCAUUAUUUCAGAACUGAAAGCUACAUUCUCUUUCUUCCACCUCCAGAAACUCCAAUACAUGUUUUGUAAAAUAAAGCUGUAUUUUUUCAUAUAGAAAAUAAACAGUAUUAAUUAUAUGCUGCUA
Molecule: messenger RNA, 11627 nt
Organism: Clupea harengus (Atlantic herring)
Lineage: Eukaryota; Metazoa; Chordata; Actinopteri; Clupeiformes; Clupeidae
Gene: svep1
Product: sushi, von Willebrand factor type A, EGF and pentraxin domain containing 1
Molecular function (GO): calcium ion binding
Source: RefSeq, a predicted model, not a curated record